UGUAAUCAAACAAAAAUUACCUGCUUGGCUCAGAACUGUAGUGCCUGCCUACAACCGACUGAUUACACCUAAGAAGAGAUCAACUUUCCCGAAUACAGAUAAAAUGGACGGAAGCGCUCUGCGUACCGUGAGAAUUGAGUGCGUGCUGAAAUUCCUCCAGGAAGCUAUAGAGAUCGUUAAGAUCUCGGUGCUGUUGCCCAAGCUGUUUGCGGAUCCACCAAAUCCCAUCGACCACCAAACGAUCAGGAUACUCGAUUACUUCCAGAAGAACUACCAGAUCUACAAGUUCUUCCCCCAAUUAAUGCGCAACCUGAGCGACAGGGACCGCACCCUUAUAGCCUCGUUAGCACUCCUCUUGGACAUUGCCAAAGAGCAUUUGUACCGAUCAUCCAAGAGCGAGAUCAGCAAGGAGCGGAUGCUCCAUCAGAUGUACCACAAGAACGAGGACAUCCGGAAGAGGCUCCACAACGUACGACGGGAUCCAACCAAGCGCCGCGUUAUGGAGAAAUGGAGAAUGGCGGCCACAGCAAUCUAUCUGGUAAAGAUCGAGAACGAUCUGGCCUACAAGAAGUGGCAGAACAAUGUCCGCAUUCAGAAUGAGAUCACAAAAUGCAGCCGCGCCAUGCGCACAAACCACAGGAACAGCUUGGAGAAACAAAAGGAGCUGGAGGAGCAGCUGCAGAUUGCCAGGGAGGCUUGCGCAAAGCUCACUCAAAAGCAUCUGCUUGAAGAGCAGGACGCUCGCAAUGAAAAGAACAAGCUGCUGUUGCAGCUUCAGAGUCUGGUGAAGAAGUACGACGCGAACAUGGGUGAUGACAUUCGGGAGAAUCUGGUGCUCCAGGACCAGUAUAUGGUGGCAAAGAAGGAGCUCGAUAAAUUCAUGGUCGUGUAUCGGCGCGAGGAGGCAGUAUACAAUGACAUUGUUGUGCGGCGGGAGCAGGAGGAGCGCCGACGCCAACAGCAGCGCCUCGUCGUCUUCAUGAUGAAUCGGGCGGAUUCGAAGAUACAGAAAUACUGGCGCAAGUGGCGCAAAGAUCAGCGCAAAAAGAACAAGCGCCUAAAGAAGGCCAAAAAGGGCAAGGGCUAGGGAAAUAAAAUUUCGUUAGUUAUAAAAUUGAUGCUCCGAAAAUAAACGGGAAAAAGU
Drosophila miranda is the source of this 1144-nucleotide messenger RNA. RefSeq names its product golgin subfamily A member 6-like protein 6. Lineage: Eukaryota; Metazoa; Arthropoda; Insecta; Diptera; Drosophilidae. The transcript has 4 exons. Bases 104 to 1087 code for a protein of 327 amino acids. The record is from RefSeq and is a predicted model, not a curated record.